UGCAAAGUUGGAGGCAUGUCAAUCUGUCAACCCUUGAUGCGAAACUUUGCCUCGAACAACAACAACGCCCUCCCUUUCUCCAGUCUCAUCUUGCGAUUUGCAGCUCCUCGAUUGUAGUCUGUUGUGUUCGCGUCCCCGUUCAAUCUUUGUCGUAAACUAUGAAACUCUCCAAAGUCGCACUGAUUGGCCUUCUCUUCGUGGCUGCACGUGCCCAAGACGACGCAGCCCCUGCGGCCGACGACUCGCCACUUGUCUCCCAAUACGAAGCUUCCACCAGUACUGAAGCCGACAUCACGACUGCCAUCCAAAGCGGAAGCUCUGACGAUCAAAUUAUUACGUCAUUGAAAGAACAAGGGCUCUCCGUAUCUCAAGCCGAAGUAGCUCUUGCUGCUGCUAAAGACAAUUAUCAAUCAAGAGCGUACGAUGUUGCAACCAGCACCCAAGACAACGAAGCUACAAGCACUCAAGCAGACUCCGAAGGUGAAGUUGCUGCGGCGGCUGCCGUGGACGCCGGCGCCACGGAGCACCAAGCGGACGACAUUGCCGACGCCAUCGACAACGAAGGCGCCUCGGCUGCGUCCGCGUCCAUUGAUGCCGGUUUGACCAACUCGCAAGCGGCCGAAGUGAUCACGGAAGUGGUGACUGUGUCCGAAGACAUCCCCUCGCAAGGCGAAGUGGCUGCUGACGCCGCCGCGGACGUUGGUGCCACCGAUGCCCAAGUGGACGAAAUCAAGGAUGCCGUUAACAACGGUGCGUCUGCUGCCUCGGCUGCGUUGGACGUUGGUCUGUCGGACGCCCAAACGGCCGAAGUGAUCGACCAAGUGACGUCCGCCUCGGAGAACAUCGCGGACCCCGCCGAUGUGGCCGCGGCGGCUGCCAUCGAAAGCGGUGCGUCGUCGAGCCAAGCGUUGGAAAUCGCGACCGCCGUGGACAACGGUGACUCCGCUGCGGUUGCCGCCACCGAAGCCGGCCUGGAGCCUGCCGCCGUGGCCGACAUUGUCAGCGAAGUGAUCGACUCUGCCGAAAAGGUGUCUGACCCUGCUGACGUCGCUGCCGCCGCCGCCCUCGACAACGGAGCGACUGCGUCUCAAGCCGCGGACGUGGCCGAAUCGGUGGACGCUGGGUCGUCUGCUGCGGCUGCCGCUGCCGACGCCGGUUUGGACACGGCUGCCGUGGCCGACAUCGUGGACCAAGUCUCGUCGUCGUCGGACAACGUGGCGGCCCCGGCCGACGUGGCUGCCGCUGCUGCCAUUGACGCGGGAGCGUCUGCCGAACAAGUGGCGGACAUUGUGACUGCUGUGGAUGCUGGCGAGUCUCCUUCGGACGCUGCUGCGGAUGCGGGUUUGUCGUCUGCCGCCUCUGCUGCUGUGGAGGCCCAAGUGGAAGACUCGGCCGACAACCACGCGCCCGCUGCCGACGUGGCUGCUGCGGCGGCCGCCGAUGCGGGUGCCUCGCCUGAACAAGUGGCGGAUGUCGCUGCGUCAGUGGACGCCGGUGCCUCUCCUUCGGAUGCUGCGGCGGACGCUGGUCUGUCAUUGUCGGCCAUUUCUAAAGUGGAAGAAGUUUUUGACGGCUCACCUGCUAUUUCACAUGACAUUAAGCUUGCAGGGGAGCAUAACAUGCCGGACGUGUAUACGACAUACACGACCCCGCCAAGCUACAACGAGACCCCUGCACCGAAGUCGACGUUUGGACGAAUCAUUGAUGCCAUCACAAGCUACUUGACAACUGCUCCAAGCAGCCCGAGCCUCCGUGCGCGACCUCAGUGUGCUACCUCGGCCUAG
Molecule: messenger RNA, 1784 nt
Organism: Aphanomyces astaci
Lineage: Eukaryota; Oomycota; Saprolegniomycetes; Saprolegniales; Verrucalvaceae
Exons: 1
Coding region: 159-1784 (541 amino acids)
Source: RefSeq, a predicted model, not a curated record